Cavia porcellus (domestic guinea pig) is the source of this 6371-nucleotide messenger RNA. It is a transcript of the gene Zfyve28, whose product is annotated as zinc finger FYVE-type containing 28. Gene Ontology annotation, biological process: negative regulation of epidermal growth factor-activated receptor activity. Gene Ontology annotation, molecular function: metal ion binding. The coding region runs from base 3641 to 4615 and encodes 324 amino acids. The transcript is spliced from 7 exons. Lineage: Eukaryota; Metazoa; Chordata; Mammalia; Rodentia; Caviidae. The record is from RefSeq and is a predicted model, not a curated record. Gene Ontology annotation, cellular component: early endosome membrane.
UGCGGUCAGCGCCACAACGGAGGGCGGGAGUGCUGCCAGCUCCCUGGACUGGGCGUCUGAGGCCCCGCGUCUCCAGCCGACUCAGGAUGCGCGACCCCUUUUCACGCCUCUUGGACCACUCUUUUGCCAACCUCUCAGCUCCAGUCCCUCUCCCAAUGGUCCUUCGGGUGGGAUUCCUUAAAUUUAUGUCUCUGAGCGUGCUUACACUGGGCAGCCCCACUCCCGAGGUUUCGGAGCAAGUUCAGGGAACCAGAGGGAUAAGGAAGUUCCUUUGGGGUCCCAGAGUGUUGGGUUGAGAGCUUGCAGUGCAGGCCACUUCUCAUUCAGUUCAUCCCCCGCCUCAGAUUUCCAGCCUUGCAAGUCCCUGGCCACACCCUGAGUGCCCAGCCCUCUCCUUGCCGCCCUGUGGGUCUGCAGGACCACACGGCUGCACCUGCAUUGAUGUUUGUACAGGAAGGAGAUUUUCAUUUGUGACUUUUUGUCACCAGCUAAGGGAGGCCCUAGUCCAGUUGUGAAAAAGUCAUUUGUGAGUGGGCAACAGCGUUAUUUUCUCAGCAGCAAAUGGCAGCGGACAGACAGGGGUGUUUGUGUAGGCAAGUGGCAAUCUGCUGUCUUUGAGAAUGCCUGUGUUGCUGGGCCUCCGGUGGCCCUUUGCAUGGCCACUGUGGGAGAGGUGGUUUCCAGGGUCAUCCUCCUUAGGCUGCCCCUCAGGAACAGAGCAUAAACAUGAGCUGUUCAUCUGCAGCGGAAUAUUUUCAGAGUGGCCUUGCCCACUUUAGAAGACUUUAAAAGUGGGACACGUUGCCACCCUUGACGGUGUGCCCUAGCCUGAAGAAUCCUGGCCCUAUAUUCCCUUUUAACAGCCCUUUCAGCCACACUCCAGUGGUUGACCACUAGAAGAGAGGUGUGAGAAGUCUCUCCUCGGGCUGUGUGGCUAGGCAGGAGAGGGAAUAAAUACGACUCCAUCCAGACCCCUACUCUGCCCAUGGUGGUCCCUCUGCGUGCUGUUUCGUGUUUGUCCCUGGCCCUUGGACCUGAGCCAUAUCUUGGUCUCAGAUUCCAGCUUCUGGCCGCAGUCAGCCCUGCAAGCUGCUGCCCAGUGGCCAGUCUGCACCUCAUGUUUGAGAGCUGUCUUUGUAGUUAAGUAUCCUGAUUGUUUGGAAGGUUGGACUGUGUUACCUCUCGCAAUGCUGUUUCAUUUUUCAGACCAAAAUUCAGAUUUUUGCCUUGGGUUAGAAGUUGGAUUCUAUGCAUCUUCCUAUCUUACUGAACAUGUUUUUGUACAGUGAGCCAAGUCAGUUCUGGGAAGAAUCCCGGCUGGAGGGUUGAAGUGUUAGAUGCUAGAGGAGGGAGGAGGUACCCGGGUGGGGGAGAUUGUUGCCCACAGUUAGAAUUUCUCCCACUUUUGUAUGUACAAUGCAGACUGCAUUUUUAAUUUGAUCCCUGCUAUAAAUCUGAACACUGACUUUCUUCUUUAUUAUUACAGUGUGGUUGAAAAUAUUCCCAAAUAAAAAUCAUAUUCAUUGUUCCAGGAGUUCUAAAAAGUGAUUUGAAAUGCUUAAAAUAUUUUCAUAUGACACAGAUUUUGAUGUCUGAAUCAUUAAUAACUUCUUAAGUUGGGCAAAAAGUACCUGAUGAGUAAUAUGAUAGUUUAACAUUCAAAUGGCACUGCAGAGUUCAUUACCAUUCAUUUUCUUAAAAUCACCCUUUUAGGCACUUAUGUGCUUUUUCUUGGUAGAGAGGGUGCCAGCAUUUUAAGUACCGUCCUGCCUGUGAGGGCUGAGAGGAGGGGUAGUGUGUAGGACUCUACACCUGUUCUGGCUCUGCAGGGUGUUCUGUCAUUUUUGGGAUAAAGCCUUCUCAAGGAAGACUGAUGCUUUAGGCAGGCGAAACAUUGCCAGGUGUGGGUGCUUACCUAUAAUCUCAGCUACUUGGGAGGCUGAGGCAGAAAGAUGGCAGAUUUGAGGCCAGUUUGAACAACUUCAUGAGAACUUGUUUCAAAAUAAAAAAUAAGAAAAGCUAGGAUUCUCAAUGAAAGAGUUUCCCUGGGUUCAAUCCCUAGUACUGAAAAGAAAAGGGUGAGAUAUUUUGGAAUAGUUGGUGUUUUCAUUUGAAAGUUACCAGUGCUUGUGUUCCUUUCAUGGAUAUGACUUCCUGCUGGCUGAUCUGGGUAACUGUCUCUGGUCACCAGGAGGAAAGAAGUCCUGGCAGGGGCACAGGGACCCCCAGGCCUGCGUCAUGCUGGGAGUUUGUGCCCAUCACUACAGAUGACCAUCCAGGGUGAAUCUGUGUUUUCUGUCUUUGAGCAGGUGAUCUGCUGGGGGUGAUGCUGGCUGGCAGACAGGUAUGGUUAAUGUGGCUAAUUACCAUAUCAGGACCCCCCAGAGCUCUUUCAUGUGCACCCCAAACCACUUCUGGAAUAGGAACUGUUGGCUGUGGUUCCCUCCUCUGUAGAGGAGCAUUCCUUAUAAUCUUCUUCACUGAGUGAUCUUUGGACCUUGCUGUCAAUAUUCUGGAUUCAGGUAGAGAUGAGAUGGCUUCGCCAUGAGAACCUGAGAGCCUAGGGGGUGUGUUUUCCAGGAGAGCCCUUGGAGUCUGGGUGCAGACUUGAGGCCCCAGUGGGACCCUGUGGGCGCCUGGAGCAGUUUCUCUUGUGCCAUGGCCCUGAGCUAGCUCCCUCUACUGGCCCUAGCAGGCGCCUGGUAAAAGUAGAGUCAGGAUCCUCAGCAGUGCUGAGUCAGGCAGCUGGGCUGGCCCCAGGCUGCCAUCUCUGUGGCCCUCGGUCCUCUGUCCUCUGUUUGGGUUAGCGCUGUACUCUGGUCAUGGGGGGGCCCUCAGUGGGCAGAGCCUUGGGUGGCUCUGCGGGGCAAGGCAAAGCCAGCACGGGGAGGGGACAACAUCUGUGAGACUGUGUCAUCACACAGUCAGAGUGGUGCUUACUGGAAGUGUGCAGCGUGGUUUCUGUGCAAUGAGUGAGUCAGGGGCUGAGAGUGGGAAGCUUCAAGUAAUUGAUGUUUGAACUCAGCAGUGUCCAGUGGACAGUCGCCUGGGAGAGGGGACCCAGGGCUGGGCGCUCUGCCCUGGCUUUCUGGAAGGGGAGGUGGUUAGUGAUUGCAUGUAGCCUGCCAAGGAGAGAGGGCUGAUCUCAGGAUAUCUUAGUGCAGGAUGGAGCUCCCAGGCAUUCCUGAAACUGCAGAGAAGCUGGCUAUUGCCAUGCAGAUGGACAUGCCUGGGGUCCUUCAGCGGGCCCCAGCAUCCUUCUCAUUUGAGCUGACAGCAAUGAGCAGCCACAAUUCAUCAGGGCACCAAGGCAGUUGGCCGUGAGCAGGCCCAGUUCACAGAAGCCAAAUGUGUGGAGUGCUGUGGAUGCUAAGUCUCCCGUUUCGCUUGUCUUGAGCUCUGUUCCUCUGUGGCUUCUCUGAAUAUCUCCGGGGCCACAGAGAGGGCAGUGAGGACAUGCACUGUCCUUCUCUGACUGCUGCCUCAGUUUCCCUGGUUAUGAAAUGGAGCUGUUGGGAGCAGAGGCUCACAUGCUCAGCAAAUGAGCACAGUCUGUGUUGCCUGGGCUCACAGCUGGGUAAGGCAAUACGCACUGUACGGGGCUGGCUCAUAGCCCCAUGGGGUUCAGAGUCAGAGUUUAAUGGUGCCAGGGCCACCAUGGCUUACAUCUGCAGCCACGAGGUCCCGUGGGAGUGAGAGGGUCUCUGGAGGUGUGUGCUGCCCUCAUUCUUUCCUUUGUAGGUGGCCUGUUGAGCUCUUGCUGGCCAAGAUUGGACCCUGCUACCUCGGAACAUCCCAGUGGGCUCAGAGGUCUGACCCGCAGCUGCUGGCCCAGUUCUACUAUGCCGACGAGGAGCUGAACCAGGUGGCCGCGGAGCUGGACAGCCUGGACGGGCGGAAGGACCCACAGCGCUGCACACUGCUCGUCAGCCAGUUCCGCUCCUGCCAGGACAAUGUGUUAAACAUCAUCAACCAGAUCAUGGAUGAAUGUAUCCCGCAAGACCGGGCCCCCCGGGACUUCUGCGUCAAGUUCCCCGAGGAGAUCCGGCACGACAACCUGGCUGGCCAGCUGUGGUUCGGUGCUGAGUGCCUGGCCGCUGGCUCCAUCAUCAUGAAUAGGGAGCUGGAAAGCAUGGCCAUGCGACCGCUGGCCAAGGAGCUGACGCGCAGCCUGGAGGACGUUCGGGGUGCCCUCCGUGACCAGGCACUGCGUGACCUCAGCACCUACACAGAGAAGAUGCGGGAGGCACUGAGGCACUUUGAUGUCCUGUUUGCCGAGUUCGAGCUCAGCUAUGUCUCUGCAAUGGUGCCCGUGAAGUCUCCCAGGGAGUACUAUGUGCAGCAGGAGGUCAUUGUGCUGUUCUGCGAGACCGUGGAGAGGGCCCUGACCUGUGGGUACCUCACCCAAGACAUGAUCGACGACUACGAGCCAGCGCUCAUGUUCACCAUCCCCCGACUGGCCAUCGUGUGGCAGGGUGGCACGGCUGAGGAGGAACAGUCCACACAGGACAGUAAGCAGCAGCCAUCCAGAGAGGACAAAGGAUGUGUACCUUCCAGCCACACCCACAAGGACCCUCCUCUUCCCAUCAUGCUUUAUCUAGCAUCACACCUGUGAUCUACCUGUGAGCACAUGAGGCUUUGGGGGGCAUGGAUAGAAGCCAUAACGCACCCCACCCCUCAGCUUUCUGGGGCACUCACCAGCGGGGCUUUUGGGCCUCCUCAGCAGACAAAAAGCUGAGUGUCUAUGGCACCUUCUGCCUAUCUUUGUCUGUGUGAGAGGGAGCAAGAUGGCUGGACCCUUGUCACUUGCCACACGACAGAUGCAAUGGAUAGCAGCUUACUGGUCACAGACACUGCCCUCCACACAGGGCCACUCAAGGUUGCCUCCAGGGUAGAGUGACACAUAGGGGCUCUUUAGUGACAGGACAAGGUGCCUCUGGUGGGUUUGACUCUUUGUUGGGCAGGUAGGGUGAUAAUCACCCAGUGGGCUGGGGUGCUUGCUUCCUGGCUACCUGGCAGGUGUCUUCAUGCUGGCAAGGAAUACCAGAUCCAGGAAGAACAGGAGCUCACUGGCAGCUCUCAUGCUUGGGAGCCCAGAGACAUGCGCAGCCCCAGGACUAGGGUCUUUAGUACCCAAGACUGGUAGUGUUGAGGCACCUGCAGAGCAUUUCUGAGGCAGAGCCUAGGUGUCUUGGGCUUGUUCCUCUGCUGCUCUUUUCUAACUCCAAACAGGGACCUGCUUCCCUGCCCCCAGGUGGUGUUACUGAGGAGGCGAGUGUUUCCAGGGGAGAGCUCAAGGGUGCCCCAGGCUGUGCUGAGGUGGCCACAGUUCUAAAAUACUUGUCAGGAGUCAGACGACCCCAGUGCACGGUAUUCUUGGUGUCCCACCAUGUGCAGCUCUUCGUAACCUCUCUUGCUGUCCAUUCCUGAGCUCAGGCUGCAUAGGACAGAGCCCAGGUCUCCUAGACCAUGUUGUUAUCACCAACAGAGACUACCACACCCUUUCCACGUCUGUGUCAUCCUGCACUCACACACGCAAGCCUGAGGGAUGCCGUUGUUUUCUGUUUCUGUGGGUGUGCCCGUCCUGGCCCCUGUGUCAGUGGUGUUUGUGUCACAUGUGCAUCUCCCCAGCAAGGGCACCCAAGCUACCCUCUCUUCUGCCAGCAUUCCCUGUGACCCAGAGUCGGGUAAAGCAUGGGGCUGCAGCAGAAUCCUGCUGAUUGGUCUCACAGGGCAUAAAUAUGUAUUUACAAAGAUUGUCCCUAAAGUGUUACUUGUAACCAAACAAACUUGAGAGGGGUGAAUAUCCAGAAUUAAGAGAUUGCUUUAAAAUCACAGUCUAGUGGGCUGGGGAUUUAGCUUAGUGGCAUAAGCGCCUGCCUGGCAAGUGCAAGGUCAUGAGUUCAAUCCCCAGUACCACAAAAAAAAAAAAAAAAUCACAGUCUAGCUCAGUGGUGGCAAACCUUUUAGAGCUUUCAAUGACAGGAAUAGCCUGCUGAGGCAUGUGUGCCAUCCAUUUACCACCUCUGGUCUAGCCAGUAAAGCAAUUUUAGAGAAAAACCUCAAAUGUUGUGUAAAAUAUUCCCAGUGUGUUCAUAAAAAAAGUUGUUACUAAGUACUAUGUAUUUACUUUACAGAAUUACAAAAUUUCUUAAUGUAUAGAUAAAACUUAUGUAAACAAGAAGCUAAGCAACUAAUAUUCUUUUAUUACUAUUAAAAAUAUGCACAACACUAUUUUAACCCCUUCUGAGUGUCCCAUUCAGUAUCAUUAAGGACAGUUAGGAUGUGUACAACCAUUGUCAUCAUCCAGCUCCGCCCUAAACCAGAACACUGACUUUGAACACUGACUUCCCGCCCUCCCUCCCCUACAC